GAUACGUUUGACGUCUAAUUCUUCGCCCCUAGAUCUUUCAACAAUAUGUCUGGUAACCAAGAACGUACCUAUUUGAUGAUCAAGCCUGAUGGUGUCCAACGAGGACUAGUCGGCGAAAUCAUCAAGAGAUUCGAACAGAAAGGCUUCAAAUUGGUUGCACUCAAGUUUGUCCAGCCUACCGAGGAACUGUUGCAAAAACAUUAUGCCGAUUUAUCUGGUCGUCCUUUCUUUCCUGGUUUGGUUAAAUACAUGGCAUCUGGACCAGUUGUUGCUAUGGUCUGGGAGGGGUUGAAUGCAGUCAAAACUGGUCGUCAAAUGUUGGGUGAAACUAACCCUGCCGACUCCAAACCUGGUACUAUCAGAGGAGAUUUCUGCAUCCAAGUUGGAAGGAACAUUAUGCAUGGAUCUGACUCUGUUGAAAGUGCCAACAAGGAGAUUGCACUUUGGUUCAAGGACGAAGAACUUGUGUCUUGGCAGCCAGCUGAUAAAUGCUGGGUCUAUGAAGAUUAAAGUUUUUGAAUGUGUGCUCUUGAUUAGUCCAAUUUAAUGAAAUAUGAGCAUGUGAAACCAAUAAACAUUCUAUCAAAAA
Messenger RNA from Daphnia carinata, 589 nucleotides. RefSeq names its product nucleoside diphosphate kinase-like. NCBI's taxonomy places the organism in Eukaryota, Metazoa, Arthropoda, Branchiopoda, Diplostraca, Daphniidae. Bases 46 to 510 code for a protein of 154 amino acids. Gene Ontology annotation, molecular function: nucleoside diphosphate kinase activity. The record is from RefSeq and is a predicted model, not a curated record. The transcript is spliced from 4 exons. Gene Ontology annotation, biological process: CTP biosynthetic process; UTP biosynthetic process; GTP biosynthetic process.